UUAGUACAUUGCGAGUUUCUAACCGGGGGCCAAAUGUCCAGACGACCCCUAGCACAGUCUAGCUACCUCAUAAGCAAAGAUGUGACAUCGAGUUGUUUCUGAUGGUUGUCGAGGUGUCGGUAAUUAAAGAGAAGGAGUAUUGAUAUUCUCGAUCAUGGGUCUGAUAGAAGUGGAUGAAGGUAUAAAGAUGCUUACAGGCGCAGGCUUCACCUGACAGUAUUCAGCAUUCACAAACUUCUUUGCCCACUGCCCGAAAAUGAGAGUAUUCAAGCUCCUCUGGCUGCUCGCUGCAGCCGCUUUGGCAGCGCCUUCUUCUCAGAGCGAAGAGGACAUCAGUUACGUCCGAGUCACUCUGCAGCAACACAAGACCAAUUCAGAGAAAGAGAUUCUGGUAAUCGAUACCUCCACUUCGGAUAUCCUUGCAUCCGCCUGCUCUCUUGCCCUCGACACCGGGGCCUUUGCCGAUUUCAGCAUCGUCGCCGAUGUUGGGCUUAAUGGCAACGGCAGUAUCAUCGCAGGACCGUCUACAUUCACCGUCCACGAAAAUGUUGAGCAUUCUGGUGGAAUUAUCUGUUACAGAAUGUACGAUGAGUACGAAUCGUUGCUGUUGCACUUACGUCCAGUGGCAGAAUCCACCCAUAUCAUGGACACUCUUCCAAUUCCCUUUAGCCAAGAAAACCUCACUCAACCUGCACAUGAGGGCGAACUGGAGCAGCGACAAAUCAGCCCGUGCAGUAUGUGGUACCCGGCCACAAAACUUGUCGGAGAUGGCGACCCUCAUCAGAAUUAUUACCAUAAGCAGUUGAGUGAGAAUCUGGACUGUGGGGAUUUGGACGAAUGUGCUGUCUCGGCAUCAACAUCUAAAUCCUAUACCAUCGGCUGGACAGCAACCGCAAAUGUAGGCCAGUGGAUCUCUGGUGGCUUUGCAGUGGAACAAAACUGGGAGACUGGCAGUGCGUAUGAGUGCACUGGUCACGCUCACCAGACAAUCUGUCUCUGGUACAAGACUGCUCAUACUGCGUACACUGUUCGGAAUGGUCAAUUCAACCAGUGUACGGGCUUCAACCCCAACGAUGAUGACAGCUUCAUCAUGACUUCUCCGAACAAAGGCAAUAAAGGCGGUUUACAUUACUGUGUCACUGGCUAUUGCCGUAGUCAGGGACAGGGUUACUGGAGCGAUUAUGCCCCUGCAGGUGGACCUUGA
This is a messenger RNA of Aspergillus costaricaensis CBS 115574, 1204 nucleotides long. RefSeq lists its product as uncharacterized. The coding region runs from base 257 to 1204 and encodes 315 amino acids. The record is from RefSeq and is a predicted model, not a curated record. The transcript is spliced from 3 exons. Lineage: Eukaryota; Fungi; Ascomycota; Eurotiomycetes; Eurotiales; Aspergillaceae.